AUGAAUUACGAGAAUUAUGAUCCUUCCUUUCCUGAUCAACCGGUGGUUGAUCUCUACCUUCCUGUCUGGGCUAACCUGCCUGCAUUCCAGUCCAGGCCAGCUUUCAUUUGGGUGGAAGAUGGUUCGGUCGAAGCAACCGAUGCUUCAUUGUCCCUCACUUAUUCUCAACUCAAUAGCUCGGUCAAUACCAUUUCUUCUCAGUUACUCGGUCACUUACAAAGAAGGGACACAGUUGUCAUUCUAUGCUCUCCCGGGCUUGAACUCGUGGAGAUCAUCUUUGGUUGCCAAAGAGCUGGUCUUUUGAGCGUACCCAUUUUCCCACCCAGUCCCUCUUUUACCAAUGGAAAUCAUCACCACCUUGUGAGAGUUUUAUCACAAACAAAGCCCAAAGCUGCCAUAGCUCACUGCAGUUACAUCACCAAGAUUCACCAAUACAUUUCUUCGUCCUCAAACAAUACAGAGCUCGUAAAGUUGUUACAGAAUCUAAGAUGGAUUUCAACAGACCACCUUAAAACCAAAACGGUGGACUUAAGGAGUUCUGGUUCUUCGUCCCAUAAUGGUUGCAAAUCCAACGAGUUGUUUUUGAUUCAGUACACAUCAGGUGCAACUGGAAUACCAAAGCCGGUGCUCAUAACUGCAGGAUCGGCAGCUCAUAAUGUAAGGACAGCGAGGAAAGCCUAUGAUCUUCACCCGAACAGCAUGAUCGUGUCGUGGUUGCCUCAGUACCAUGAUUGCGGUCUCAUGUUUCUUCUGCUGACCAUUGUUUCUGGUGCCACAUGCGUUUUAACCUCACCAAACGCCUUCAUCAAACGGCCAAGGCUAUGGCUCGAGCUCAUUUCAAACUUCAGCGCGACUUGCACUCCGGUUCCUUCCUUCACAUUGCCACUAGUAGUCAAGCGAGGUGGUAUUGAGAAAGGAACUUCGAAAAUAAACCUGUGGAGUAUGAGAAACCUGAUCAUCAUAAAUGAGCCCAUUUACAGAGAUCCUAUUGAACAAUUUGUGAAUGCAUUUAGGCCUUUGGGUCUGAACCCAUCAUCGAUUGCUCCAUCUUAUGGCUUGGCCGAGAAUUGCACUUUCGUUUCGACUGCAUGGAGAUCAGGGAAUAACAAUAGUUCUGUUUUCCCCAACAUUCCAUCCCACAAUAAGCUCUUGCCGAGUGCAAGGCUAGCUCAUGGUGGUAAUCAUGAUGAAAUUGAAGAAGACAUGGAAAUUGUGGUUGUGAAUGAAGAAACACAAGAAGCCGUUGAGGAUGGAAUCGAAGGUGAAAUAUGGGUUUCAUCUCCAAGCAAUGGUUCUGGUUAUCUGGGUCAUCCUUGUUUAACUAGGGAGGUUUAUAACGGGAGACUAAGAAACAGAGUCAGUCGGUGCUUUCUUCGAACAGGUGAUAGGGGUAUUGUUAAAGGUGAUGAGAGAUAUCUGUUCGUGACUGGUCGAUGCGAGGACGUUAUCAAGGUUUCAAACAUGGAGGAGGAAAUCCAUCCACAUUACGUAGAAACUGCAGCUUAUAAUAGUUGUCCAAGGUUUCUCAGAGGGGGUUGCAUGGCUGCUAUGGGAAUUUCGAACAAGAUUGUUCUUGUUGCAGAGAUACAGAUAAUUAAGGAGAAAGAUCAGAAUCAGAAUAAGGUUUUGAAGCGAAUAUGCGAAGGGAUCAGGAAAACCGUGUUGAGGGAUGAGAGGGUCGAAGUUGAAUUGGUAGUUCUUGUUGAGAGUGGGAACGUACCAAAAACCACCUCAGGUAAAAUACAAAGAUGGGCUGCUAAACAGAAGCUGAUUGGAGGGCAAAUGAGCGUUGUGAUGGAGAUGGGUUUUGGAGUUUAUGGUGGAUUUGAAAAUAAAGGGGAAGGAAAUGGAGGUUUAAUGGAGGGAAUGAAUGAAGGACAAGGUGUUCUAGUAGGGUCAGAAAAUUAUAUUUUUUUGGGUUCAAAUGCUGUACCUCGACGUUCCUCGUUGCUCUCUCUGUUAUGA
Molecule: messenger RNA, 1965 nt
Organism: Ziziphus jujuba (common jujube)
Lineage: Eukaryota; Viridiplantae; Streptophyta; Magnoliopsida; Rosales; Rhamnaceae
Exons: 1
Coding region: 1-1965 (654 amino acids)
Biological process (GO): lipid biosynthetic process
Source: RefSeq, a predicted model, not a curated record